AUGCCGGGAAUGGACGACGUGCUGGUUCUCAUGGGCACAGGGGUGACCGAAGCCCUCGAGAAGCUGCCCAUCCAUCUAGAAACCACUCUCCGCUGUGUCCCUCAUUACGCCGUGUUCUCUGAUUUCGAGGAAGAGAUUGCCGGCGUUCGCACCCACGACGUCCUACGCAGUCUGAGCGACGAGGUCAAGAAUCAUGAUCCCGACUUUGAGCUGUACAACAGAGUACAGCAAUCCGGAAGAGACGGCCUCAAGCCCAGCGAUUUCAUGGUGGAUGAUAUCAGCGGCCCAAGUGGGAAGCCAAAUAACCCCGGUUGGAAACUUGAUAAAUGGAAAUUCCUCCCCAUGAUUGAUGAAGCCCUCGCCCUCCGUCCCGAGGCAAAAUGGUAUCUUUUCAUGGAAGCCGAUACCUACAUGGUCCUGCCCAAUGUGGGACACUGGCUGCAGCAAUUCGACCACACCAAGCCGUAUUAUCUCGGCACGCAGAUGAUGCUGGGUGACCUGGUGUUUGCCUACGGGGGAGCAGGGUUUUUUCUCUCUAACGCCGCCAUGAGACAGUUCUCGGAGUAUCGCUCCACGCGACUUGCCGAGCUGGACAAGUUUACCGCCUCUCAAUGGGCCGGGGAUGCCGUGCUGGGAAAGGUUUUAGCCGACGCUGGUGUUCAUCUCACAUUUUCGUGGCCCAUGCUGCAAACUGCGAGAAUUUGGGAGCUCGACCACUUUGGGAAACCGUGGUGCUCUCCAGUGCUUUCAUACCACCACAUGACUGCCGGCGAUAUCGAUAUCAUGUGGCGCUUUGACCGACAGUGGCAUAAGAAUAACACCGAUUCUCCACUCCUUCAUAGUAAUGUCUUCAAUGAACUCAUCCUGCCCGGACUGUCAUCGGAGCGAGAUAACUGGGAUAAUUUCUCAAAAGACAACCAAGAUGCAUCUUCGCAAGAGGACUGCAAGCAAAAAUGCGUCAGCGAUUCAACUUGUCUACAAUACUCUUUUCGAUUAGGAAAAUGUUUCACCGCAAAAACUGCACACAAGGGAGCUGCUAAAGAAGGCUUCAAGUCCGGGUGGGUGGCGGACCGCAUCAGGAAAGAAGCCCUGAAGUUGGGUUCUUGCACGACUCCUGAAUGGGUCCACUGA
Molecule: messenger RNA, 1131 nt
Organism: Ophidiomyces ophidiicola
Lineage: Eukaryota; Fungi; Ascomycota; Eurotiomycetes; Onygenales; Onygenaceae
Exons: 2
Coding region: 1-1131 (376 amino acids)
Cellular component (GO): membrane
Molecular function (GO): glycosyltransferase activity
Source: RefSeq, a predicted model, not a curated record